AGGAGCUGGUUCUGGAUAACUGCCGCUCGGACGACGGGAAGGUCGUUGGUCUCUCUUCAGAUUUUGAGAACCUGGAGUUCCUCAGCAUGAUCAAUGUCAACUUGCUGUCUGUCUCCAAUCUCCCCAAACUCAACAAACUCCGGAAGCUGGAGCUGAGCGAUAAUAGGAUUUCUGGUGGCCUUGAAGUUCUAGCAGAGAGAACUCCUAACCUGACACACUUGAAUCUAAGUGGCAACAAGAUCAAAGACAUCAACACCCUGGAGCCCUUGAAAAAGUUGCCAAACCUCCAUAGUCUGGACCUCUUCAACUGUGAGGUGACAAUGCUCAUCAACUACCGGGAGAGCGUGUUCACCCUCCUGCCCCAGCUCACCUACCUGGAUGGCUUUGAUGCUGACGACCAGGAAGCCCCCGACUCAGACCCUGAGGCAGAUGGGGAUGGGCUGGAAGACGAGUAUGAGAACGGGGAAGAAGGUGAGGAAGAGGAUGAUGAUGAUGAGGAAGAUGACUUGGAUGAAGAAGUCAUCGAUGAUGAAGAAGAUGAAGAUGAUGAUCUGGAAGGUGAAGAGGAAGAGGAUGGAGUGGAUGAUGAGGUGAGGCUUUCCACCAUCAGUGAAGAUGAGGAGGAAGAUGGUGAGGAGGAUGAAGAAGAUGAAGCUGACGAUGACCUUCCACGAGGGGAAAAGAGAAAACGAAACGUAGAGGACGAAGGCGAGGAAGAUGCAGAAGAGGAAGAGGAAGAUGAGGAUGACUGAUGCGAGCGAGCCGAUCCGUCUUACGGACUCUGACUGUGCUUGUCUUAACCUCCCCGUUGUGUCUAUGUGAGACUGUAAAUCCCCCACCUCCCACUCCUCCCCCCUUUGUAUGGCUGCAGCGUCCACAAUAUAUUUUUUUAAGAUGUAGAAUACUGUAGGCAUUCAGGGGAAUCUUCCAUACAAGGCUCACUUUUUUUCUCACAAGUUUUCUCAUGACCAAAGGCUUUCUCCGUUCUGUGGUUUGUGCAGCAGUUUGCAAAA
This is a messenger RNA of Merops nubicus (carmine bee-eater), 1013 nucleotides long. RefSeq names its product acidic leucine-rich nuclear phosphoprotein 32 family member B. Gene Ontology annotation, cellular component: nucleus. NCBI's taxonomy places the organism in Eukaryota, Metazoa, Chordata, Aves, Coraciiformes, Meropidae. Bases 87 to 752 code for a protein of 221 amino acids. The transcript has 6 exons. The record is from RefSeq and is a predicted model, not a curated record. Gene Ontology annotation, molecular function: histone binding. Gene Ontology annotation, biological process: regulation of apoptotic process.